ACAGCUUCAAAGUGCAUGCAGUGACAGAGUGCAGUGUGCAGGGAGAGAGGUGCACCUACACAGUGCAGUGUAUAGGGAGAGGGGUGCAGUGACAGAGUGCAGUGUGCAGGGAGAGAGGUGCACCUACACAGUGCAGUGUAUAGGGAGAGGGGUGCAGUGUGCAGGGAGAGAGGUGCACCUACACAGUGCAGUGUAUAGGGAGAGGGGUGCAGUGUGCAGGGAGAGAGGUGCACCUACACAGUGCAGUGUAUAGGGAGAGGAGUGCACUGACCGUGUAUACUAUGAAGUGUGCACCUACACAGUGCAGUAUAUAGUGUGCAGGGAGAGUAUAUAGUGUGCAGGGAGAGGGGUGCACUGACAGUAUAUAGUGUGCAGGGAGAGGGGCACAGUGACAGGACCAAGCUGGAGGAGUGACACAAGUCACUGGAGCAGCUCCAGGGGCAGACAGAGAUAGUGGCCGUCUGGAUCUGUGGAUAAGUCAUCUCUGGUUGUACGUUUGUAUUGAGUGCUGAGGAGAGCUGGAAGAUGCCCGGGGUGGUGAGCAAGAACCCGGACCUGGAGUUUGACUCCUUGCAGCCUUGUUUCUACCCAGACGAGGAUGAUUUUUAUCUGUGUGGCCCGGACUGUGCCCCCCCAGGGGAAGACAUCUGGAAGAAGUUUGAAUUGCUCCCCACGCCUCCUCUUUCUCCAAGCCGAGCAGGGCUACAGAGUGACCCUCUGUCUCCUGGGCAGGGUCCCCUUCUAGAUUAUGGCUUACCAGGUGAUGAGGACGCCUUGGACUGGGCAUCGGAGUUGUUGCUGUUGCCUCCUGAAGCAGACUUGCUCGGGGGCUCCGGCUGGAGCACAGAGUUGGGUUUGUCCCCUGGCAACCUCAAGUCCAUCAUCAUCCAGGACUGUAUGUGGAGUGGCUUUUCUGCCAGGGAAAAGCUGGAAAGGGCAGUUAACGAAAAGCUGGGUAAAGCUGCAGGGAUUGUAGAAUCCGGAGCCCAGAACCAAACCGUUGCCACUUCUGCCAGUAACUUACCUGUGCACGGAGAGGAUUUAAACAACCCUGCUUCUCAUUGCGUAGAUCCCGCUGUGGUUUUCCCUUUUCCCAUCAACAAGGGAGAAAGCGGCAGAAUUGGGCAAGCUAAUCCUCCCAUUAGUGCCAUAUCCACCGCUGUACCCUCCAGUGCACCAGCCAGAAGCUGCAGCCAGCCAAGCAGAACCAGUGCCAGCUCUGGAGACGACAGCCACAGUGAAUCUGAUGAUGAGGAAGAUGAUGAAGAGGAAGAUGACGAAGAGGAAGAGAUUGAUGUUGUCACAGUGGAGAAAAGGCGUACAUUAUCCAACAGGCCUGCUACUUGCCCGGCAGUGCUGCGCUCUAAAUCCACCGCCAAUCUUGUCUCCGGGAAGAACCUUCCCACUGAACUUAUCCUUAAGCGAUGCGCUCCAGUGCACCAACAACACAACUACGCUGCGCCAUCUCCCUAUGUAGAGACAGAAGAGGUUGCUCCGCCUCAAAAAAAGCAGAAGAACGAAACUCCCCGCGUGGUAAAAAAUGUGGUACAACCAAAGGCUAAAAGCUCCAGUCCUCGUAACUACGACUCGGAAGACAGCGAGAGGCGACGCAACCACAACAUCCUAGAGCGCCAGCGUCGCAACGACUUGAGGUCCAGCUUUCUCACUUUAAGGGACCAUGUACCCGAACUUAUUAAAAACGACAAAGCCGCUAAAGUUGUCAUACUCAAAAAAGCCACCGAAUACGUUCAUUCCCUUCAGGCCGACGAGCAAAGAUUGUUACAGGAGAAAGAAAAACUUCAGUUCCGACAGCAGCAGCUCCUCAAGAAAAUCGAGAAUGCACGGACUUGCUAGACUUUGUUCUUUUUACUCUAUCUCUUUCUGAACUGUCACUGCCACUUUGCACAAUUUUUGAUUCUUCAAAGCAAAACGAGAAAAAAAAUAACGAGAAGUGUUUUUUUGACAAUACGAAUGUUGGUUUACUUUCCAAUCCAGUUCACUCUGCAGUUGAAGAUAAAAAAAAAAAAAAUUGGAUUUCCUGUUUUUAUAUGUUUUAGUUUUGUCAUUGUUUCAAAAAAAGAACCGGAUACGUUUUUGGUUGCUGAGUUGAGUAGACUGCCAAAUGAUUGACUGUUUUAUUAUAUUUUUAUUUUUUUUAUUUUUGCUAUACACUUUUUGUAAUUUUUUUUCCAUGUUGUGCGCAUUUUUGAGCUGCUGAUCACAUCUGUUUUUGUAAGAUUCAUUCAGUUUUCUUGUUUAUGGUGCUCAUUGUAACUGAUGUUACUAUUCUGGGGUUAGCACUUGUACCUCUGGAGAAACCUCUGUAUAUACCAUUAAUACUUGCCUUUUUUGUGCAACUUUCUGGGGCUAUUCUGGGUAGCUCUCACUACCGAUAUUUAGACUGGAAGUUCAGACCCAAGUACUGUAACGCCUCAAUGUUUGAGGAGCAUGUUUUGUAUACAAAUAUAUUGUUAAUCUCUUGUACUGGACUAAUUCUUACACUGCCUGUAUACUUUAGUAUGAUGCUGAUACAUAACUAAAUUUGAUACUUAUAUUUUCGUAUGAAAAUGAGUUGUGAAAGUUUUGAGUAGAUAUUUACUUUAUCACCUUUUUGAACGGAGAACUUUUGUAAAGAAAAGUAUUAUAUAUGCCUUUUUAUUUCUUAGCCUGUUUCGUUGGUCCUUUUACUCGUGUUUUUUUUUUUUUUUAAUUGUAUUUGUUCAUGUCUUGUUUGGAGCAUAGAACCGGAACGUUUCAGAGUUCUGUGUAUGUUUUUUGUUUGUUUAUUCAUUCUUUUUUUUCAACCUAUGUACAUUUUUUUUAGUGCUUUUUUUUCUUCUAGCACUUUGAAAUACCUCAUGUUUAUGAAAAUAAAUAGCAGCAAAUGUUAAUGUCUGUGUUUGUUAUUCUGUAGAGAGAUGAGGAUGUUCUUUUCCAAGGAAACAUUGUCUUCAAAAUGGCUACCACCACUGGUUGUCACCCUGUGAAUGCUUAAAGGAGAAGUUUCACUUGAUAAAAUUUCUGACAUGUCACAUCACUAUGUCAUAAGUUUUAAUCUGUGGGAUUGGGUAAGAAGAUUCUUAGUGAUCACUAGAAUAAAGGGGCAGAAGUGCUCGGCUGAGUGCAGUGUCCCUUUGUCUUUUCUGUAGCUGUGAAAUUGUUAUCUUACAAAGGGCAGCAUAUUAAACUGACAGAUCUACUUUUUAAAGUGUUCCUAUUGUCAAAACUUAAAACUUGUCAAAAGUUUUGAUCUUUUGGGGUCUGGGUGCUGAGAUCCCUACUGAUCACUAGACCAUAAGAACAGAAGCAUUCGGCUGAGUGCUGUGUCUUUGUUUUUCUGCUUAGCUCGGUUUGUGGAAACGGUGAGUAUGUACAGAUUUGCAGAAAGUUUCAUAGACUUUUAUUGAGGUAGAUUGCUUGCUCUGCAGGAAAACUAAGGGAUACAAUGCUCAGUUGAGCUCUUCUGUCCCUUCAUUCUAUCAAUUGGUUACAAAACGCACAAAAAAACUACACUGCUCUAAAAAAUAAAGGGGACACUGAACACAACGUAACUCCAAGUCAAUCACACUUCUGUGAAAUCACACGGUCCACUCAGGAAGCAACACUGACUAUCAAUUUCACAUGCUAUUGUGCAAAUGGAACAGACAACAGGUGGAAAUUAUAGGCAAUUAGCAAGACACCUCCACAAAGUGGUUCUGCAGGUGGUGACCGCAGACCACUUCUCAGUUCCUAUGCUUCCUGGCUGAAGUUUUGGUCACUUUUAAAUGCUGGCGGUGGCUCAGGUAGUGCAGCUCAUCCAGGAUAGCACAUCAAUGCAAGCUGUUGCAAGAAGGUUUGCAGUAUCUGUCAGCGUAGUGUCCAGAGCAUGGAGGCGCUACCAGGAGACAGGGCAACAGCCCAGCAGCAGGACCGCUACCUCCGCCUUUGUGCAAGGAGGAGCACUGCCAAAGCCCUAAAGAAUGACCUCCAGCAGGCCACAAAUGUGCAUAUGUCCACUCAAACGGUCAGAAACAGACUUCAUGAGGGUGGUAUGAGGGCCCGACAUCUACAGGAGGGGGUUGGGAUUACAGCCCAACACUGUGCAGGAUGUUUGGCAUUUGCCGGAGAACACCAAGAUUGGCAAAUUUUCCACUGGCGUGCUGUGAUCUUCCCAGAUGAAAGCAGGUUCACAGUGAGCACAUGUGAGAGUCUGGAGAUGCUGUGGAGAACGUUCUGCUGCCUGCAACAUCCUCCAGCAUGACCAGUAUGGCGGUGGGUCAAUAAUGGUGUGGGGUGGCAUUUCUUUGGGGGGUUGCACAGCCCUCUAUGUGCUUGCCAGCGGUAGCCUGACUGCUAUUAGGUACCGAGAUGAGAUCCUCAGACUCCUUGUGAGACCAUAUGCUGGUGCGGUUAGCCCUGGGUUCUUCCUAAUACAAGACGACGUGUCAGCAGUUCCUGCAAGAUGAAGGCAUUGAUGCUAUGGACUGGCCCGCCCAUUCCCCAGACCAGAAUCCGUUUGAGCCCAUCUGGGACAUCAUGUCUCGCUCCAUCCACCAAUGCCAUGUUGCACCACAGACUGUCCAGGAGUUGGUGGAUGCAUUAUUCCAAGUCUGGUAGGACAUCCCUCAGGAGACCAUCCGCCACCUCAUCAGGAGCAUGCCCAGGUGUUGUAGGGAGAUCAUACGGGCACGUGGAGGCCACACACACUACUAAGCCUCAUUUUGACUUGUUUAAGGACAUUACAUCAAAGUUGGAUCAUCCUGUAGUGUGGUUUUCCACUUUGAUUUUGAGUGUGAUUCCAUAUGUGAUUCCAUAACCUUCAUGGGUUGAUACAUUUGAUUUCCAUUGAUAAUUUUUGUGUGAUUUUUUUGUCAGCACAUUCAACUCUGUAAAGACAAAAGUAUUUCAUACGAUUAGUUCAUUCAUAGGAUGUGUCAUCUUAGUGUUCUGUUUAUUUUUUUGAGCAGUGUAUAUACGCUUGAUAUCAUUGUGAAUAUAGUUUCCUUAAAGGGGUAUUCCAGGAAAAAAACUUUUUU
Messenger RNA from Hyla sarda, 5015 nucleotides. It is a transcript of the gene MYCN, whose product is annotated as MYCN proto-oncogene, bHLH transcription factor. Gene Ontology annotation, biological process: regulation of transcription by RNA polymerase II. NCBI's taxonomy places the organism in Eukaryota, Metazoa, Chordata, Amphibia, Anura, Hylidae. The transcript has 3 exons. Gene Ontology annotation, molecular function: DNA-binding transcription factor activity, RNA polymerase II-specific; protein dimerization activity; RNA polymerase II cis-regulatory region sequence-specific DNA binding. The coding region runs from base 526 to 1854 and encodes 442 amino acids. The record is from RefSeq and is a predicted model, not a curated record.